Messenger RNA from Talaromyces stipitatus ATCC 10500, 441 nucleotides. RefSeq lists its product as uncharacterized. Lineage: Eukaryota; Fungi; Ascomycota; Eurotiomycetes; Eurotiales; Trichocomaceae. The transcript is spliced from 3 exons. The record is from RefSeq and is a predicted model, not a curated record. Bases 1 to 441 code for a protein of 146 amino acids.
AUGAGAGCCAAACUCAAGCCUAUAGUUUGGAGUCAGGAUAGUCAUUUAUCCCGUAAAUCCGUGAUACUUUGCCACUAUGAUGUGUAUAUAAAGAGGAUCAAGAUGUGUAAUCAAUCCUCAAUUCGGAAAUCUUGUACAGCCAGCCACGAUACCAAACCACUUAGCACGGAGGCAAUGAAGGAGAAUGUAUGGGAAUACAUUAACCCUGACCCAAACUGGAUGGUACUUGAGUCCACACCAGCCAAGCCUACGGAGCCAGUUGCGCCUAAGAUAGACUUCAGUAAAACAAGUGAAGCGCAGCUAUUAUUACAGAAAUAUCAGAUUAAAUCCAACACAUACAAACGACAACUCAGUCGGUACGAGAAACACCAGAAAUGUAUGAAGUAUAUAUGUUCUUAUAUUCUUGACACUGUGUACAUUGGACAUAAGCCUAUGAUUUGA